Phaeoacremonium minimum UCRPA7 is the source of this 945-nucleotide messenger RNA. RefSeq names its product putative nudix domain-containing protein. The record is from RefSeq and is a predicted model, not a curated record. The transcript is spliced from 2 exons. Lineage: Eukaryota; Fungi; Ascomycota; Sordariomycetes; Togniniales; Togniniaceae. Gene Ontology annotation, molecular function: 8-oxo-dGDP phosphatase activity. Bases 1 to 945 code for a protein of 314 amino acids.
AUGAAUGAAGCUCGAUCAGCCUCGACGCUGCUUGAGCUAAUCGACGUCGUCGACAAUGUUCCCUACGACUUUGAUUACACAGCCCUCUACAAGCUCCUUCUCCCAAACGACGCCAGGACUCACGGAUUUCUCCUCCCCGAGACCGUAGCUCAACUGCCAUGGACGUCCGACUUCCUCAUAGACCAUGACGCCCGCACAGUCCAAGUCCUCGAUGCCUCCUCGGGGACGGACACCUCCGGAGCUGUCAAUGCCGCGUUCCAGGCCGUCAUCGACGCCGUCAUCGACCGCGGCCUCUUCUACACGAUGCUGCACGGCGACCACAGCGAGCCCUACCGCAUCAUCGGCGCCAACUUCUUCGCCGCCCUGGAGCGCUUCCCCGCGCCGCUGUUCGGCGUCGGCAGCCGCGGCGCGCACAUGACGGCGUUCGUGCGCGACCACGGGGCCGGCGAGAUGAAGAUCUGGAUCGCCCGCCGCGGGAAGCACCUCUUCACGUACCCGAACAUGCUGGACACGACCGUCGCCGGCGGCGUCAAGGCGACGGACGGGCCGCGCGAGUGCAUCGUGGCCGAGGCGGACGAGGAGGCCUCGCUGCCGGCGGAGUACGUGCGGGCGCACGCGCGGGCGGCAGGCGCGGUGACGUAUGUGACGCGCAGCAGGCGGUCUGGGCUGAUCAGCCCGACGGUGCUGUACGUGUAUGACCUCGAGCUGCCGGAGGAUAUGCGGCCGACGCCGAAGGACGGCGAGGUCGCGGAGUUCUUGCUCUGGGACGUCGAGCAGACCAGGGCAGCGAUGCUGAGGGGCGAGUUCAAGCCGAAUUGCAACCUUGUCAUGAUCGACUUCUUUAUUCGCCAUGGGAUCAUCACCGAUGCGAACGACCCGGACUUUUUGGACCUGUGCACGAGGUUGAGGAGGCACUUGCCUAUACCCACGGCUCCGGAGAGGUAG